This is a messenger RNA of Malassezia japonica, 1254 nucleotides long. RefSeq lists its product as uncharacterized. The transcript is spliced from 2 exons. Gene Ontology annotation, biological process: pyrimidine nucleotide-sugar transmembrane transport. Gene Ontology annotation, cellular component: intracellular membrane-bounded organelle; Golgi membrane. Lineage: Eukaryota; Fungi; Basidiomycota; Malasseziomycetes; Malasseziales; Malasseziaceae. Bases 1 to 1254 code for a protein of 417 amino acids. Gene Ontology annotation, molecular function: pyrimidine nucleotide-sugar transmembrane transporter activity. The record is from RefSeq and is a predicted model, not a curated record.
AUGGCGGGAAUGAACGCCCGUACCGGGCUGCUGGUGCUUGGCAUGCUGGUCACUGAUAUGCAGUGUGUGGAAAACUGCGAGCCCGAUAGCCCCGGGAAGCGCGUGGAGUACUCGCAGCCCGUCUGGCAAACGCUGCAGAUGUUCAUGGGCGAGCUGUGCUGCCUGGUCCCCUUUCUGUUCCGCAUUGCGCGCCGCCGCUGGCGUCGGUACCUGCGCGAAAAAGCGAUGCAAAACGCCGAGAACCAGUCGUUGAUCUCGGUGGACGAGUCCUACAUUGUGCCGUACGGCGGUGUGCACGCCUCCUUUUUGCGUGUCAAUGUGCCGAACCUCUUUGGCGGCUUCAUGCCUGUGGAUACGGAAGGCGGCACUGGCCGUAUGCGCCAGCGCGGCGUGCACUGGACCACGACCGCGGUGCUGUUCCUCUUCCCCGCCGCGUGCGAUAUCUGCGCGACGACGCUGAUGAAUGCGGCGCUGAUCAUCAUGCCCGUGAGUAUUUACCAGAUGACGCGUGGUGCGCUGGUGCUGUGGGUCGGCCUGUUUAGUGUGCUCUUUUUGCACCACCACUUGCGUCUGUACGAAUGGCUGAGUCUCUUGAUGGUCAUGCUCGGUGUCGCGAUUGUGGGCCUGAGCAGCGUGCUCGUGCACCCCAAGCCGACGAUGGCGCUCCUGGCCUACGUCACGAACACGAAUGAUGCGAGUGCAGCGGUGAAUGCGAUUCUCGGUCUGUGCAUGGUCCUCUUUGCCCAGAUCUUUGCCGCGAUGCAGUUUGUCUAUGAAGAAAAGGUGAUGGGCGACCACGAGGUGGAGCCGACGCUUGCCGUCGGUCUCGAGGGCCUGUUUGGCUCGCUGCUUGUCCUGAUCCUCAUGCCGAUUCUGCACUUCUUUAUCGGCUCGACCAAGGCCGGGCACGGCGGCUUCUUUGACAUGGUCACCGGCUGGCACCAGCUGAUCGACAACCCCCCCGUGCUGUGGGGCUCGGCGGCGUGUGCCGCGAGCAUUGCGCUGUACAACAUGUUUGGCCUGAGCGUCACGCGCACGGUGAGCGCCACGGCGCGCAGCACCAUCGACACGUUCCGCACGCUCGGCAUCUGUGCCGUGAGUCUGUGGCUCGGCUGGGAGGUCCUGCAGCCGCUGAGCGGCCUGCUGCAAGGCCUGGGCUUUGCUUCGCUUGCGUACGGAACCUUUGUUUUCAACGGAGUCGUGGCCCCUCCCUCGUUCCUGCUGACCGAGGAGGAGCGCGCGGCCCAAGCCUAG